AUGUCAAAUGUGACCAAACUCACCACCUCCAACUACCUUAUGUGGAGCCGCCAAGUUCAAACUCUUCUUGAUGGCUAUGAUCUUGUCCCUUUUUUGGAUCCAGCUACCGCCAAACCAGACUCCACCAUCAUCACAAAUGGUGUCACCACUGCCAAUCCUGCCUUCACCAUAUGGAAGCGUCAGGAUAAGCUGAUCUACAUCACUCUCCUUGGAGCUAUCUCCACCUCUGUUCAACCUCUUCUCUCUCGUGCCUCAACCGAUGCUGACAUCUGGACCACCCUGACCACCACCUACACCAACCUUAGCAGAGGCCAUAUUCGUCAACUCAAACAACAACUUGACGAGUCGCAUGAAGAUCAGAUCGACUACAUACUUGGUGGUCACCCUGAAGACUACAAGUCCAUUGUUGACCAGACUGAAGCCCGUGACACUCCACCUACGCUCCCGGAGCUUCACGAAAAGCUUCUCAACCAUGAGGUUAAGCUGCUUGCCUCUGCUCCUGCUGCUCCUCCCUCAUUUCCGAUCUCUGCAAACUUCACCAACCACCAUAGACGUCCCUUUUCCAAGUUCAACAAUCACCACCCCGUCCAGUCACAAUCCACAUGGCACAACUCACCGCAAAAUGACAACCGCCGCUCUCCUCGUCCAUACCUUGGUCGUUAUCAGAUCUGUGGCACACAAGGUCAUUCUACCAAGCGAUGUCCACAGUUCCAGUCUCCCUAG
This is a messenger RNA of Camelina sativa (false flax), 723 nucleotides long. Lineage: Eukaryota; Viridiplantae; Streptophyta; Magnoliopsida; Brassicales; Brassicaceae. The record is from RefSeq and is a predicted model, not a curated record.